AUGGGUGAAUAUAUCGCACGGCCUCUCGUGUCUGAGAGGAGGCUUCACAGCCAGCAGGCUGCCGCUGGUGGGCAGGUGCGCAUGGAGGUUCUGCGCCUCCUGUGCGUGCCUGCUAGAGAACUAGCUCAGCAUGGACGAGAGCAUGACACGUCAGAGAGGAGGGAAGUGUUGCCAGGAUUCUUCUUAGAAGGCUGGCAAGAAGAGGAGGCGAAAAGGGAAGAGCUGUUUGUAAACAGGGAAAGGCGACGACUUCGCCUCGUAUCCUUGACUUCUCAUCGGGAGGAGGAUGAGGUCAGGGAAGACUUUCUUGCCCACACUGACUUGACCAGCGAUGCCAGCGCCAGAGUGAAAAAUGCCCCCUCCUAUGACAGCCUGCGCUCAGAGGCUGAUGCUGAAAUAGUCCUGCCAAAGGCAGCCAAUCCCUGUGCUUGGGCGCUAUUUAAAGGAAAGUUCCGAGAAGGCAUCGACAAGCCGGACCCUCCUACCUGGAAGACUCGCUUACGAUGUGCUCUGAACAAGAGCAAUGACUUCGAGGAACUGGUUGAGCGGAGCCAGCUGGACAUCUCGGACCCGUACAAAGUGUACAGGAUUGUUCCUGAGGGAGCCAAAAAAGGAGCCAAGCAGCUCACCCUGGAGGACCCGCAGAUGUCCAUGAGCCACCCCUACACCAUGACAACGCCUUACCCCUCGCUCCCAGCCCAGCAGGUUCACAACUACGUGAUGCCACCCCUUGACCGAAGCUGGAGGGACUAUGUCCCAGAUCAGCCGCACCCGGAAAUCCCGUACCAAUGUCCCGUAACGUUCGGACCCCGCGGCCACCACUGGCAAGGCCCAGCUUGUGAAAAUGGUUGCCAGGUGACAGGAACCUUUUAUGCUUGUGCCCCACCUGAGUCCCAGGCUCCCGGAAUCCCCACAGAGCCAAGCAUAAGGUCUGCCGAAGCCUUGGCGCUCUCAGACUGUCGGCUGCACAUCUGCCUGUACUACCGGGAAAUCCUCGUGAAGGAGCUGACCACGUCCAGCCCCGAGGGCUGCCGGAUCUCCCAUGGACAUACCUACGACGCCAGCAACCUGGACCAGGUCCUGUUCCCCUACCCAGAGGACAAUGGCCAGAGGAAGAACAUUGAGAAGCUGCUGGGCCACCUGGAGAGGGGCGUGGUCCUCUGGAUGGCCCCCGACGGGCUCUACGCGAAAAGACUCUGCCAGAGCCGGAUCUACUGGGACGGGCCCCUGGCGCUGUGCAGCGACCGGCCCAACAAGCUGGAGAGAGACCAGACCUGCAAGCUCUUUGACACGCAGCAGUUUUUGUCAGGUGAGGCACUUCAUUCUGUUAGAACGGAGGUGGUGAUGGCCCACCUGCCACAGGGGUCAGAAACGACAGGGUCCCUCUCACCCCAGGCUGAGGUCUUCCUCCUGUUGACGCCGGAGCCCACCGGGCUUGGGGCUUGGCCCCAGUAGAGAUCUUCUGUCUGGCUCCGUUGAGGGCAGAGAGUCCGGAUCAGAUGGUCCAGGUGGACAGUGGCUCAGGCUGUACUCUUGCAAUUCUGGUUUUCAACAGUCACCUCUUAACACAGUUCUGUUUUAUUGCACUGUGAUCUCAACAAACACGUCUGCUGAUGUGACGGCUCUUUUCAGAUUCCCAGAAAAAUCAUAAAGGUUAGAAGCAUAUUGUUAACAUUCUUGGUUGUGAGAGGGGUCACCCUCAUGCAGAUGCCACCCCACGAGUGAGACGGAGGGUGGAGCGGACCGUACUGGUUCUGCACAGGAGAAGUUACAGGAGAGUGCUAUGAGUGGGCUCUGUGAUAUGAACGUUUCUAAGCAUAGUUUUCAGAACCAGUGAGUUUUGUUUCUCUCCCUUGGAUUUCAUGACCAUUCAGUGAAGCUCUGGCUGGCUUCUGUGAAGCCCCUGGCCCUGUCCUGCUGGGCUUCCUCCCAGGCUUCGUGUGGCCGUCCAGGUGGAGGGAGCCUCCCACGAGGGAGGGAGCUGCUCUACCUGCCACCCCACCGCCAACUCUUCCUCCGCCUUUUCCCAGCCCUGUUCCUUCUCGAGCCCCUUCAGAAACUCCUGUGUCUUUGGUUUUUCCUGUGCCUCCCCUUUUCUUGAAUGUGCUUCUUCAUUCCACUUAUUUAAAAUAAAAACAGGAC
This is a messenger RNA of Mandrillus leucophaeus (drill), 2142 nucleotides long. RefSeq names its product interferon regulatory factor 4 (gene IRF4). Gene Ontology annotation, cellular component: nucleus. The record is from RefSeq and is a predicted model, not a curated record. The transcript is spliced from 9 exons. Gene Ontology annotation, molecular function: protein binding; RNA polymerase II cis-regulatory region sequence-specific DNA binding; DNA-binding transcription factor activity, RNA polymerase II-specific. The coding region runs from base 1 to 1455 and encodes 484 amino acids. Gene Ontology annotation, biological process: immune system process; regulation of transcription by RNA polymerase II. Lineage: Eukaryota; Metazoa; Chordata; Mammalia; Primates; Cercopithecidae.